Molecule: messenger RNA, 642 nt
Organism: Paramuricea clavata
Lineage: Eukaryota; Metazoa; Cnidaria; Anthozoa; Malacalcyonacea; Plexauridae
Source: the annotation of a GenBank genome assembly
AUGGAGAACAGUUCAAAUAUUAAAAUCUCCAAAAACAUGGAGAACAGUAGAAUAAUCUCCAACAACAUGGAGAACAGUUCAAAUAUUAAAAACUCCAAAAACAUGGAGAACAGUAGAAUAAUCUCCAACAACAUGGAGAACAGUUCAAAUAUUAAAAACUCCAAAAACAUGGAGAACAGUAGAACAAUCCCCAACAACAUGGAGAACAGUUCAAACAUUAAAAUAUCCAAAAACAUGGAGAACAGUAGACUAAUCCCCAACAACAUGGAGAACAGUUCAAAUAUUAAAAGCUCCAAAAACAUGGAGAACAGUAGAACAAUCUCCAACAACAUGGAGAACAGUUCAAAUAUUAAAAUCUCCAAAAACAUGGAGAACAGUAGAACAAUCCCCAACAACAUGGAGAACAGUUCAAAUAUUAAAAUCUCCAAAAACAUGGAGAACAGUAGAACAAUCCCCAACAACAUGGAGAACAGUUCAAACAUUAAAAUCUCCAAAAACAUGGAGAACAGUAGAACAAUCUCCAACAAAAUGGAGAACAGUUCAAACAUUAAAAUCUCCACAAACAUGGAGAACAGUAAACAAUCUCCAACAAAAUGGAGAACAGUUCAAACAUUAAAAUCUCCAAAACAUGGAGAACAGUAG